Messenger RNA from Sinocyclocheilus rhinocerous, 1745 nucleotides. Its product is annotated as protein argonaute-2-like. The record is from RefSeq and is a predicted model, not a curated record. Bases 1 to 1722 code for a protein of 573 amino acids. NCBI's taxonomy places the organism in Eukaryota, Metazoa, Chordata, Actinopteri, Cypriniformes, Cyprinidae. The transcript is spliced from 2 exons.
AUGACGCUCUUGAGGCUUUUUCGUGAUUGUACCAAACAAGAUUAUGGCCAAGGAUAUGUAUCGGAUCCCAUCAGGCCACUAAGAUCCAAGAAUUUCACUUAUGGUGCUACAGUUAAUGGUGUAUAUAACCAUGUAAACUACAGCCCUCAAACUGGCUCCUAUGGCUCUGGUCCAGUGACUAGUGUAUAUAACAUUGGUUCUGAAUCUGAUGUUAGAAGGCAAAAUCCAGGCUCCCUGAUAUCUUCAGGUGGCAGUUUUGUUUCUGGUUCUCUAGCCACUGCAUUGAGUACAAGUGUGAGAAGUAAGACCGUACCCAAGCCAGCACAGCUUAACUAUCAAACUGUAGUGCAGACUAGUAAGGAGUCUGUGGCCUUUAAUAGCCAGCAACCAGUGCAGACUGGCUCCCAGUCCAGUGGUCAACAGUUGGCUAAUGCCCAAUCCUUUGUCAAGCCCCAGGGAAGUAGACUUCAAGUUGGUUCUGAACUAUUUUCUGGUGACAGGCCCAUCCUGAGUUCAAGUCUUGGCCAGCAGUCAGCACAAGCCAGCUACCAGUCCAUGCAACUGCCCAGUAGACAAAAACCAGGACUGACCCGAUACCAGCCUGUCUCUCAACCCAGUGGCCUGCAGUCAGCACAAACCAGCUACCAGUCUGUGCCCCUACCUAGUGGCGUGCAGUCAGCACAAACCAGCUACCAGUCUGUGCCCCAACCUAGUGGCCUGCAGUCAGCACAAGCCAGCUAUCAGUCUAUGCAACAGCCUAGUGGCCAAAAACCAGGACUGACCCGAUACCAGCCUGUCUCUCAGCCCAGUGGCCUGCAGUCGGCACAAGCCAGCUACCAGUCUUUGUCCCCACCUAGUGGCCUGCAGUCAGCACAAGCCAGCUACCAGUCUAUGCAACCACCUAGUGGCCAAAAACCAGGACUGACCCGAUACCAGCCUGUCUCCCAACCCAGUGUCCUGCAGUCCGCUCAAGCCAGCUACCAGUCUAUGCAACAGCCUAGUGGCCAAAAACCAGGAUUGACCCGAUACCAGCCUGUUUCUCAACCCAGUGGCCUGCAGUCAGCACAAACCAGGUACCAGGCUCUGUCCCAUCUCGGUCGACUGCAGUCAGCACAAACCAGCUACCAGUCUGUUCCCCAACCUAGUGGCCUGCAGUCAGCUGAAACCAGCUACCAAUCAGCCCAAACACGUUACCAGUUUGUGCCCCGGCCUGAUGGCCAAAAACCAGGACCGAUCCAAUACCAGCCUAUAUCUCAGCCUAGUGUGUUGCAGUCGGCACAAGCUAGCUACCAGUCUGUGCCACAAACUAGUGGCCUGCAGUCCACACAAACCAGCUACCAGUCUACGAAACAGCCUAGUGGCCAAAAACCAGGACUGACCCGAUACCAGUCUGUCUCGCAACCCAGUGGCCUGCAGUCAGCAAAAACCAGCUACCAGUCAGCACAAGCUCACUACCAGUCUGUGUCCCAGCCCAGUGGCCAAUCUGUGUCUCUUCAGCCUGGAUUCCAGCUCCCUUCUAUGCUAGAGCAGUCAAGUUAUGGGUCUCUUUCCAGUUUUGGUUCCCAACCCCUAGAGCAACCCAGUAAUGUACAACUUGCUUCAAGCUAUGAGUCUGUGUUGCAGCCUGACCCUCAGGAUACAGCACCACUGCGCUCCCAGACUACUCAAAAUGAACGCUUCUCACCAGGCAUGUUGAGGCUGUUGCAGCAAGUGAAGUCAUAGGAGUCAUGAUGUUUGUUUUGUUU